AUGGCUCUACAAAUCCAUGUUUUUCUUUUAAAUGGAGCUUAUGGUAAUGAAGAAGAAUACACUUUACAGCCUAUAUUUAACACUGAGGAGGACCUAGGAGGGGAAGGAGGGGGAGUGGCCAUUGGAAUUAUCUGUGCUCUGGUUGUGCUUGGAGUCAUCGGUUUUGGAGCUUACAAAAUAUACAUGAAAAAGAAUACAGGACAGGGCACUAAGGAUGAAAGUGAAACAAGACCCAUUAACCCCGGAGUGGCAGGAAGGGGGAGAGGUCGAGGGAGGGGUCGUGGAAGAGGGCAGCAAAGGCCUGGUGAAUGAAGUCAUGGUUCCAGAUUGGCCUAAGAUUGCCAAAAACUUUUAAAAACCUGAUGUACCCAUAGGAAGUUCAUCAUUGACUUGUAUAGUUACUUUAAUGAUGGGAAUCGCAGAAAAUAUGAAUGCAAGUAAAAUUCCAAUCACAAAUGGAAGAAGCUAGCUUACUUCUACACUUUACAAUCCUUCAAAAUUUUUAUUUUUAGUUUAAAAAAUAUAUUG
Saccostrea cuccullata (small rock oyster) is the source of this 528-nucleotide messenger RNA. RefSeq lists its product as uncharacterized. Bases 1 to 312 code for a protein of 103 amino acids. The transcript is spliced from 5 exons. The record is from RefSeq and is a predicted model, not a curated record. NCBI's taxonomy places the organism in Eukaryota, Metazoa, Mollusca, Bivalvia, Ostreida, Ostreidae.